CCGCUUCCUGCUCCCAGAGACAGGCAGCUCUCUGCGGGGAGUUGGACGCAGACUUCUGCAGAGCUCGAGGGAUCCGGCAUCUGAUUCGCCGUCUCUCAGGUAGCGAAACUGGGUGAAGUUAAAGCCGUACGCCAGGACGUUUCAGUUCUGGGUGCAGGUCUCUGUGGCGGCGUAACGCUACUCUGAAAAACGCCCUCACCCUUCAGAAAGGAGACUCUCAGAAGUCAUCAUCGUUCCUAAGAAAACAUACGCUGUUCUUCCUGAGCUGCUGUUAGGCUUAACAAAUGGCGGCACAGUGUGUGACAAAGGUGGAGCUGACUAUUGCCUGCACCAAUCUCUUGGAUAAAGAUGUUGGUUCCAAGUCAGACCCGCUGUGUGUGCUUCUCCAGAACACGAGUGGUCAGCAGUGGUAUGAGGUUGAUCGCACAGAAAGAGUUAAGAAUUCCUUGAACCCAAAGUUUGCCAAGAAAUUCCUAAUUGAUUACUAUUUUGAGCUUGUUCAGAAACUUAAAUUUGGAAUAUAUGACAUCGAUAACAAAACCUUUGAUCUGAAUGACGAUGACUUCUUAGGAGAAUUGGAAUGUACACUGGGACAAAUAGUUUCUAGCAGGACUCUAACAAAACCAUUAGUACUUAAAAAUGGCAGACCUGCUGGAAGAGGAAGUAUUACGAUUACAGCAGAAGAAGUGAAGGAUAACAGAGUGGUGGUACUGGAGGUAGAAGCAAGGAAACUGGACAAUAAGGAUUUUUUUGGAAAGUCAGAUCCUUAUCUGGAAUUCCACAAGCAGACUGGAGAUGGAAACUGGGUGAUGGUUCACAGAACAGAGGUUAUUAAAAACAACCUGAAUCCUGUUUGGAGGCCCUUUAAAAUCUCUCUCAAUUCACUGUGUUACAGUGACAUGGAUAAGUCAAUCAAGGUUGAGUGCUAUGACUAUGAUAGUGAUGGGUCUCAUGAUCUCAUAGGAAGUUUUCAAACUACGAUGUCAAAACUGAAGGAAGCAUCUCGGUCCUCACCUGUUGAAUUUGAAUGCAUCAAUGAAAAGAAAAGACAGAAGAAAAAAAACUAUAAAAACUCUGGCAUUGUGAGCGUUAAGCACUGUGAGAUCAUAGUAGAAUGCACAUUCCUUGAUUAUAUCAUGGGUGGGUGUCAGCUGAAUUUCACAGUGGGGAUAGAUUUUACAGGCUCCAAUGGACCCCCUAACUCUCCAGACUCUCUGCAUUACCUCAGCCCUAAUGGAGUUAAUGAAUACCUAACAGCCAUUUGGUCUGUAGGAAUGGUCAUUCAGGAUUAUGAUACAGAUAAGAUGUUUCCAGCCUUUGGAUUUGGUGCACAAAUUCCUCCUUCCUUUCAGGUGUCACAUGAGUUCCCAUUAAAUUUUAACCCAUCAAACCCAUUCUGUAAUGGAAUCCAAGGCAUUGUUGAUGCAUAUCGGGCUUGUCUUCCUCAAGUGAAGUUAUAUGGGCCAACAAAUUUUUCUCCAAUUAUAAAUCAUGUGGCAAGAUUUGCUGCUGCAGCUACACAACAGCAAACAGCAUCUCAAUACUUCAUACUUCUGAUCAUAACGGAUGGUGUGAUAACAGACCUUGAUCAAACUCGAACUGCCAUAGUUAAUGCUUCAAAAUUGCCCAUGUCCAUUAUCAUUGUUGGUGUUGGAGGAGCAGACUUUGAUGCUAUGGAGUUUCUUGAUGGUGACAAUGGAGUUCUUAGGUCCUCGUCAGGAGAACCAGCUGUCAGAGACAUUGUCCAGUUUGUGCCAUUCAGGAAGUUCCAAAACUCUUCAAAAGAAGCUCUGGCGCAGUGUGUCCUGGCAGAAGUCCCUCAGCAAGUGGUGAACUACUUCAGCACCUACAAACUGCAACCUCCUAAGAAUCCUGCUGCAAAGUGAAUGGGCUGAGUAGGGGAGCCAAGACUUUGUGCUUGCUUUACCUGCUGUAUCUGCAGACUUUGGUUCUCAAGAUACUUCUGUAUACAUGUAUACACACACCUCUGUAUGGUAAUGUCUGUUAGCUUUUGCCUGCAAAUCACUUUGCCAAGUGUGCCUUUUAAGGGCCAAAAUUGUAAUUGUGUUAAUAUUUGAUGUUGAUUUGAGAGAUAGGGCUUACAUGGGUGCAUUUUAUUUUGAAAAGUAAGAGUGGAAGAGAAGAGGUUGCAUAUGCAGAGAGAAGGGGGAGAACGGCUGGAAGCGGACCAGCUGCCUCUUUGAUAAAUACGGCCAGUGGGAGCAUUCAGUUGCUUUUGCAGGGAUCAGCACCAAGGACUGCAGUUUCUCAGUGAUCAUAAAACCAGUCUGAAAUGAAAAAGAGGGUUUUAUCCCCACCAAGCAGAUAAAAGUUUGUAUGUCCUUCAACGAAUUUGGAAUACUUCAGGCUUCUGUGUCUAUUAAGCCACCAUACCAAAAUUGUGUCACAGGAGUUUCAUAGUUAGAUGAGUGCCAGAACAGUGUGUAAAGGUUCUCCUUGCAUGCCUACUUCACAUUUACCACUUCAGUGCCUUUGGCCAAUGCCUGGGAUUCAGGGCUGUGUGAACAUGAGCCAAACAAGUCAUUAAAGUAUAUAUUCUUUUAUAUAGUAUGCAGUCUCUUAAGGUAGUACAGGAAUAACUAGGGUAAAUCAAGGUAAACCUCUAACAUCUCAGAAUACUACUAUUGGCCUUUGAGGCUACUACUGUAAAGGCUGUAAGAUGUGUUUCAGUGUGUACGGUGCUGGAAAAGGGGAACUCCAGAUUUUAUUUUGGUUGGGGUUUUGUUUUGGGGGGUUUUUUGUGUUUUGUUUUUUUUCUUUCUUCCUGUAAAACAGUCAUGACUAUUGAUCUUUAAAGGGCUUUUUGUGAAGUGGGAGUUCACUUUUUAACUAAAAAGUUUUGUCUGAUUUAUAGCUGCAUAUUUUUAAGCAAAGACAGUUCUUGAAAGUGCUACCUGAUUUAUAUUGUUUUCAUCACAUUUUGAAUCAUGCUUCUUUUUCAUGAGCUCACUAAUGAAAAGUGCCUGCAAAAAAAACAGUUUUCCCUCUUCCCUCCCAGUAGGAAGACAUAAGAAAGUCUUUAAGCUCUAAUCCUAUAAUCAUACUGCAUUUCUCUAGGGCAAACAAUUUCUAGGUUAUUUUCUUGGCUUGAGUUUUCUCUUCACCAUUUACACCCUGUGUAAAUCAUGUUGUGUUUGCUUAGUGGACAGAUGAAGCUUUCUUGUCUCCUGGUUGCAUACUGCUUGCUGAGGAUCUCUUCUGAUCUGUCAGCGCAUGUAACGUAAGUGGAUGUAAAGGUCUCCUUUAUCACUUCCAAAAUGCCCACCUUGAACGUUAAUUUUUGCAUUUUCACAUUUGAAGUGGUUUAGAGUUAGACAUCCAACUGAUCUGAUUCCGGAUGGUCCAGCUGUAACAUGUAAGAACAGAAUGGACUGACACUAGAUUCAGCAUACUUGGGCACUCAAGAUUACACCAGAUCAUAGUGCAUGUGACUUUGUAUUUGACUUUUUUUUUAAAGUUGCUGGAGCUGCUCUGUGUGGUAUAUUUUUUAUUUUAUUUUUUUCCAUACAUGUAUAAUCCUGUCAAAAAUCUGAAUUCACAUUAACGUUGAUGGAUGAAAGAUACAUGUGUUGAGAUUGUCUUACACAUCCUGUAAAACAUACCAAAUGUUUUGUAGACAGUUGACUAGUUAUCAAUCAUGGAUGGAUAUGUUAUUCUCCACUACAUUUUCCUUGGUGGAAGCAGGUCCUAAAUAGUUUCAGUAGUGGAAUACUAAGGAAGAGAUUUUGUUUCGUAUUAAGCCAAGCUCGCUCUUUUUUGAAAUCUAGUUAAUGUGUGUGUUUAUAUAAAAAUCCACAGUCAUCUUUUUAUCAGAGUAGUGCAAAUGUGUUACUACUUUAUGUAUGAAUUAUAAUGAAGUGUCAUUCCAGAUAGGCAACACAAAAUAUUAAGAUCAAGGAAGUAGUUAUAAUGAACCUAAAUCACACUGCUGCAAAUUGAUACUGUAUGAUUUUGGAACAGUAAACUGUUUCACAGCUACUCGCUCCAUCUACAGAGAUAACUGGAUGCAGUAUUAAUGCUUUGUCUAGAUUCGUUGACGUGGACGAGUACUACUGAUAGGAGUACAGGAUACUACUGAAGUUCCUCUGAGCUCUCUGCCAAAAUACAAUGCUGCGUCUGAGUGCUGUUACCAAUUCUGUUUUAAGUUGCUGUGGAAGUGCAUUUAAAUGCAUUUAAGUGUGUUAAUAGCUAUUAUUGUACUAAAUAUCUGCUGCAUAUAAAAUACAUAAACCUUUUUGGUUUUUUUGUAUUCUAUACAUAAAUUUGGAGUAUCUACAAUAGAGAAUUCUUUAUCUCGUGUUGGAAAAGUGCCCCCAUGUUCCUCAAGCUUAGGGAAUUCGAUAGCGUAUCAACAACACCUACUUCUCAAUGUGCCUUACUGUGUGUAAAAGAAAAGUGUUUCAGACCUGACAGUGGCAAGAACCAUUUUCCCAGUAUAACUUCUCCUGGAGGUGUACAGCUAACAGCCUGUUGGAAAAUUUGGAAACUUUUAGGUUAGGCUGAAGCAAUAUUCUGAGUCAAGGAAUGCAGCAGAUUGUGAGUCAAGGGGGAGGGGAGUUGUUUUGUUUUGCCUUUGUUUGUUUGUUUAUUUUUACAUGUAAAAAAUGCCUUCUUAGCCUGAGGGUGACAAAGCAAAAUAUUGUCAAAGUUUUGUAAAGCGAAUGUGCUUGUAGGUCACUUGCACCACCUUGUGAUAAAAGUGAUGUAUAGCAGUCUUCAUAAUCGGAUGCUUUUUGCCAUUUAAUGGGCGUAAUAUAUACAUAUGUACAGCAGAGAGAGAACCUGUAACCAGAAUUUUUUACUUUCCUAUGUAUUUCAGUUCUGAUGACGUUAACUGAUUUACAAUGCCUAUGCAUUAAAAAUAUAAUUUCAGUAUGC
Messenger RNA from Pygoscelis adeliae (Adelie penguin), 4899 nucleotides. It is a transcript of the gene CPNE3, whose product is annotated as copine III. The record is from RefSeq and is a predicted model, not a curated record. Gene Ontology annotation, biological process: ERBB2 signaling pathway; cellular response to calcium ion. Gene Ontology annotation, molecular function: calcium-dependent phospholipid binding; receptor tyrosine kinase binding. Gene Ontology annotation, cellular component: plasma membrane. Bases 285 to 1886 code for a protein of 533 amino acids. NCBI's taxonomy places the organism in Eukaryota, Metazoa, Chordata, Aves, Sphenisciformes, Spheniscidae. The transcript has 16 exons.